AUGACUAAAAUUAACGGAUCUGCUUACUUCUGUGGUGACAGUAAGAAGGAUGUGUGGACUGUGACUAAUGAGGCUGCAGCUGAAGCUGCUAGAGAUGGUAACCAUAAAUUUUCUGAGUUUUAUAAUCUUGGUCAAGGUUUCUUUUCAUAUGCUCCUCCAGAAUUUAUGACCGAACAAGGUAAGAAGGCUUUGGAAAAUAUACCUGCUAAUCAAUAUUCACCUGUCAGAGGGCAGCCUAUUUUGGUGGAUGCGUUAUCCAAGCUUUACAGUCCUGUUUACAAGAAACAAUUGAAGCCUGAGAAUAUCCAGGUUACCACUGGUGCGAAUGUAGGUAUUUUUGCUUGUUUGAUGUCAUUGUUGAAUCCUGGAGAUGAAGUGAUUGUUCUUGAACCUUUUUUUGAUCAGUAUAUUUAUAAUAUCAAGGUUUUAGGUGGUAUUGUGAAACAUGUUCCGUUAACUCCACCGAAAGAUUUGAAGACCAGACGCACUAAAGGGAGUGAAUGGACGUUAGACUUUGAUCAAUUCCGGUCUGCAAUAAGUGAAAAAACUAAAGCUGUCAUUAUUAAUUCACCACAUAACCCUACCGGUAAAGUUUUUACACGUGAAGAGUUGUUAACGCUUGGCAAUAUCUGUGUUGAGAAGAACGUCUACAUCAUUUCUGAUGAAGUUUAUGAAAAUUUGUACUUUACACCUGAAUGUGUGAAGUUGGCUUCUCUUUCUCCAGAAAUCAGCAACAUUACUUUGACGAUUGGCUCUGCGGGAAAGAUUUUUGCUGUAACUGGUUGGAGGAUCGGUUGGAUUAUAUCUGAGAAUGUGGAGUUAUUGAAGUUAGCAUCUAGUGCUCAUAUCAAAAUCUGUUUUAGCUCUCCUUCUCCCCCUCAGUUGGCUUGUGCGCAUGCAAUUGACAUAGCAUUGAACUCCGACUAUUUUGAUAGAAUGAGAAAAGACUACAUAGAGAAGGUUGAAAUCCUCACUAGUGUCUUUGAAGAGUUGGGGAUGCCAUACACAGUUCCAGAAGGUUCUUACUUUAUUGUUGUUGACUUUUCGAAGCUUAAAAUCCCUUGA
Molecule: messenger RNA, 1065 nt
Organism: Eremothecium cymbalariae DBVPG#7215
Lineage: Eukaryota; Fungi; Ascomycota; Saccharomycetes; Saccharomycetales; Saccharomycetaceae
Product: pyridoxal phosphate-dependent aminotransferase
Exons: 1
Coding region: 1-1065 (354 amino acids)
Biological process (GO): biosynthetic process
Cellular component (GO): mitochondrion; cytoplasm
Molecular function (GO): pyridoxal phosphate binding; L-kynurenine:2-oxoglutarate transaminase activity
Source: RefSeq, a predicted model, not a curated record